AUCGCCCCACCAAAAAAGCCAUACAUUUAUUGUUAUGCAUUUUUGAUAAGCAAAGUGGAUAGUGAUGAGCAAAGUAGAUAGGAAUUCAGUUCAAGAAUCAGAAUGCCUGGGAUAGAACCCUGGCUUUACCAUUGCUAUGAAUCAUCGCGUGACCUUGGAAAAGUUGCUUCGAGUCUCUGGGUUUCAGUUUCUUCAUGAGUAAAAUGAGGAUGAAAAUAGCACCUCCUUCAAUAUACCUUUUUAUGAGGAGAAUACAUCUAUUAAUUCAUAUAAAUUGCUUAGAAUAUUCUAACAUGUUAAGUGUUGCUAAUUAAUAGAUCUAAAGACCUUUGAACAUUUCUAAACUCAUGCUUUGUAUGGUUGCCUUCAUUCCCACUCCCAGGCCAAAUUUCUAUUUUAAUGGUUAUUAUUUUGUUUAAUAUAGAGCAGUUUCACCAUUAUUUUUUUCAUGACCAAUAGCCUUUGGAGUUACUAUUCCAAGUGGCUUAUCAAAGCAUUUUCCUAAACUAGGACACAUUCCUUUCUAAAAACAAUUCUGGAAGCAAUGGACUACACAUUCAAAUAUAUAUUAUACAUAUGCACACAUAUACAUGCAUGUGUAUGUGUAUAAGUAUAAUAUGUACAUACUUGUAUAGUCAGUUGCUCCCAGAAUUCCACGUGUGUGUUUGUGUGUUUGGUCUCAUUUGAUCUUCACAGCAAUCCCAUGGGGCUAGCAAUAUUAUCACUUUUUACAAGAAAGGAGACUGAAGCUUUAAGAGGUUAAGUGAGCUGACCAAGAUCAUACAGUUAGUGUCAGGGCCCAAAUCAGUCUUCCUUUUGCAAAUCUACCUUUAAGCAAUUAUGCUGCAUUAACUCCCACCGUAAAAUAGAGGAGGUCAGAUAGAGGGUUUGCUGACCUAGGUUAAAUAUAUUGUUAGGUCGAUUUAUUUUAAUACACCCCACUUAACAACCACAGUGAAAAAGAAAACAAUUCCCUAAAGGAAUUCUACAGGAGUCCAUGAAAAUGCUAGCAUUUCAGCCAAACUUAGCUCAAGGAAUAUAGAGUUAAAAGGCAUUUGCCUCCUAGCGAUAGCCUUCCUGUUGAUUCAUAAGAUGCAAAUGAAAUGUUAAUGUUUAAACCAAGUGGGAGAAACUACUUAUUUUGAGAGGAAAAAAAUAUAGUAUAAAAGCUCUACUCUAGAAUAUUGUUAAUGUAAGGAGAACUGGAAGAACAGGACAAGCAGGCUUUUGAGAAAAAUCACAGCUGAAGAUAGGGCUUAAUAGUUUAGAGCACUAAAAGAUAAAUACUUUUAAAAAUCAGUGUGUGUGUGUGUGUGUGUGUGUGUGUAUCUGUGUGUUGCGAGUCUCCAAUCUCGCUGGUAACUCGCAGUCUUCUGAUGAAAGUGUAGUAUGUAACGAUUACUAGUUGGCAGGCAUCCUCUGCUGGGGACCAAUCUCACAAAAGGGUGACCCUGUGAUGCACGAAAGGCUAUUUAAUGCCCCAGCGAAGUGCUUCAGGGACCAAGAUUUUAUUAUUCUUUGGUGAUGAGAGCUGUGAUCCUGCAUCCCUGAUUUAGAGCCACUUAGGGCUCCGACAGCUCCACCCCGGUGUUCUAGAGGAAAAUAUUCCUUCAUGCUCUCUGCCUGAUUUGAAAGCGACACAGCUUCCCGAUAUUCCGCCUGGGAAGUGGUUCAAUUUUUAGAAAUUGCCUGAGAAGCCUGUCCAUCUUCUGGAGUGCCUGGCUUUCGGGAACGGACCAAGACGGACUUGGCUUUUAAUCUGAAAUAAUUUGAGGAUUUUCUGUCUAUAACUUAAAAUCACCGCUUAACUCAAAGUAAAAAAGUGACACGCUCUCUAGAGGGCUUUUGUAGACAUUGGGAAAAUCCGUAUGACGAAGUACGGUUUAGAGGUUCCGGAUUUAAUUUCCCCCGGGAAAAGCAAAUAUCUUCUGUUGGUACCGGGCAGUCGACUCACGUAGUCUUCCUUUAAAACCAAGUCUAUGCCAGCCGGGUGUGAGGGGAGUGGUAGGGGUGAGCAGGGGGAGGAGAGAGAUUCGAAAAGUACAGGAGGAAUCAGUCCAGUACAGGGGUUGCCCCUGCCAACCAGUAGCUAUUCCUGUUAACUCCCAAGAAGCAAGUUACCACCUUUGCCACUUCCUCCUGCCCCUUCCUUUUCCCUUCACUCCCGCUCUUGGACCCAAGGUUCGCUCCCCGCCGCCACCGCCCUGCCGCACUAUUCUCUUUACAGGACAGAAGGCUGCAGCAGCACGGCGGACAAAAAUCUCUGAGGAAUGAGUCAGUGGGAUGGGCGUAUGGGUGGAAGAAGAGGGCAGUCGGUUUUUAAACCUCAGCGAGGGUGGGUGGGCAGUUGGAAGCCAGAGGCCUUAUCACUAGGGCGCUGCAACAUCACAGAAAGUGUUAGUCCCAGGGCUCUCCCGGGCGCGCGCGGCUCCUGUGCUUGCUUCUUAUUGGCGGACCUGGACCUGGGGGCGGAGCCGCGGUGAAGCCCCGCCCACCCAGGCGCCAGGACAGGGGCACGCGGUUCUCCCUGAUCCCGGAGCUGGGCUCAGGGCUCGGACUCAGUCCUGCAGCGCCUCUAGGCUGCGGAUCCGCGCUUCAACCACCUGCUUUGCGCUGCGUCCGGGGAAGUGGGGAGGAGACGGGAGGGAGGGAGGAGGCGGGCAGAGGAGGAAAGAGGCAGCUUACACACGCCUUUCAGUCCCUCUACUCAGAGCAGCCCGGAGACCGCUGCCGCCGCUACCGCCGCUGCCGCUGCUACCACCGCUGCCACCUGAGGAGACACGCCGCCCCCCUGUCGCCGCCUCCUGCGAGUCCUUAGCACCCGGCGUUUCAAGCACAUUGCCACUGCCAUUAUUAUUAUCAUUCCAAGACAAGGAAAAUAAACGAAGAUACCAGCGAAAACAACCGCUUACACCUUUCCGAAUUACUCAAGUGUCUCCUGGAAAGAGAGGGUCGUUGUCCCCGGAGGAACAGCCGAAGGGCCCGUGGGCUGGUGUUAACCAGGCGGGAGGAGGAGUUGGGGGCUUUGCGUGGUGGAAAGUUGCGUGCGGCAGAGACCCGAAGGUGCAGCGCCACAGCCCAGGGGACGGUGUGUCUGGGAGAAGACGCUGCCCCUGCUUCGGGACCCGCCAGCGCGCGGGCACCGAGGGGCCCGGGACGACGCCCCCUCCUGCGGCGUGGACUCCGUCAGUGGCCCACCAAGAAGGAGGAGGAAUAUGGAAUCCAAGGGGGCCAGUUCCUGCCGUCUGCUCUUCUGCCUCUUGAUCUCCGCCACCGUCUUCAGGCCAGGCCUUGGAUGGUAUACUGUAAAUUCAGCAUAUGGAGAUACCAUUAUCAUGCCUUGCCGACUUGAUGUACCUCAGAAUCUCAUGUUUGGCAAAUGGAAAUAUGAAAAGCCCGAUGGCUCCCCAGUAUUUAUUGCCUUCAGGUCCUCUACAAAGAAAAGUGUGCAGUACGACGAUGUACCAGAAUACAAAGACAGAUUGAGCCUCUCAGAAAACUACACUUUGUCUAUCAGUAAUGCAAGGAUCAGUGAUGAAAAGAGAUUUGUGUGCAUGCUAGUAACUGAGGACAACGUGUUUGAGGCACCUACAAUAGUCAAGGUGUUCAAGCAACCAUCUAAACCUGAAAUUGUAAGCAAAGCACUCUUUCUCGAAACAGAGCAGCUAAAAAAGUUGGGUGACUGCAUUUCAGAAGACAGUUAUCCAGAUGGCAACAUCACAUGGUACAGGAAUGGAAAAGUGCUACAUCCCCUUGAAGGAGCGGUGGUUAUAAUUUUUAAAAAGGAAAUGGACCCAGUGACUCAGCUCUAUACCAUGACUUCCACCCUGGAGUACAAGACAACCAAGGCUGACAUACAAAUGCCAUUCACCUGCUCUGUGACAUAUUAUGGGCCAUCUGGCCAGAAAACAAUUCAUUCUGAACAGGCAGUAUUUGAUAUUUACUAUCCUACAGAGCAGGUGACAAUACAAGUGCUGCCACCAAAAAAUGCCAUCAAAGAAGGGGAUAACAUCACUCUUAAAUGCUUAGGGAAUGGCAACCCUCCCCCAGAGGAAUUUUUGUUUUAUUUACCAGGACAGCCCGAAGGAAUAAGAAGCUCAAAUACUUACACACUGACAGAUGUGAGGCGCAAUGCAACAGGAGACUACAAGUGUUCCCUGAUAGACAAAAAAAGCAUGAUUGCUUCAACAGCCAUCACAGUUCACUAUUUGGAUUUGUCCUUAAACCCAAGUGGAGAAGUGACCAGACAGAUUGGUGAUGCCCUACCCGUGUCAUGCACAAUAUCCGCUAGCAGGAAUGCAACUGUGGUAUGGAUGAAAGAUAACAUCAGGCUUCGAUCUAGCCCGUCAUUUUCUAGUCUUCAUUAUCAGGAUGCUGGAAACUAUGUCUGUGAAACUGCUCUGCAGGAGGUUGAAGGACUAAAGAAAAGAGAGUCAUUGACUCUCAUUGUAGAAGGCAAACCUCAAAUAAAAAUGACAAAGAAAACUGAUCCCAGUGGACUAUCUAAAACAAUAAUCUGCCAUGUGGAAGGUUUUCCAAAGCCAGCCAUUCAAUGGACAAUUACUGGCAGUGGAAGCGUCAUAAACCAAGCAAAGGAAUCUCCUUAUAUCAAUGGCAGGUAUUAUAGUAAAAUUAUCAUUUCCCCUGAAGAGAAUGUUACAUUAACUUGCACAGCAGAAAACCAACUGGAGAGAACAGUAAACUCCUUGAAUGUCUCUGCUAUAAGUAUUCCAGAACACGAUGAGGCAGACGAGAUAAGUGAUGAAAACAGAGAAAAGGUGAAUGACCAGGCAAAACUAAUUGUGGGAAUCGUUGUUGGUCUCCUCCUUGCUGCCCUUGUUGCUGGUGUCGUCUACUGGCUGUACAUGAAGAAGUCAAAGACUGCAUCAAAACAUGUAAACAAGGACCUCGGUAAUAUGGAAGAAAACAAAAAGUUAGAAGAAAACAAUCACAAAACUGAAGCCUAAGAGAGAAACUGUCCUAGUUGUCCAGAGAUAAAAAUCAUAUAGACCAAUUGAAGCAUGAACGUGGAUUGUAUUUAAGACAUAAACAAAGACAUUGACAGCAAUUCAUGGUUCAAGUAUUAAGCAGUUCAUUCUACCAAGCUGUCACAGGUUUUUAGAGAAUUAUCUCAAGUAAAACAAAUGAAAUUUAAUUACAAACAAUAAGAACAAGUUUUGGCAGCCAUGAUAAUAGGUCAUAUGUUGUGUUUGGUUCAAUUUUUUUUCCGUAAAUGUCUGCACUGAGGAUUUCUUUUUGGUUUGCCUUUUAUGUAAAUUUUUUACGUAGCUAUUUUUAUACACUGUAAGCUUUGUUCUGGGAGUUGCUGUUAAUCUGAUGUAUAAUGUAAUGUUUUUAUUUCAAUUGUUUAUAUGGAUAAUCUGAGCAGGUACAUUUCUGAUUCUGAUUGCUAUCAGUAAUGCCCCAAACUUUCUCACAAGCACCUAAAACCCAAAGGUGGCAGCUUGUGAAGACUGGGGACACUCACAUUGCCCUAAUCAAAAACUGUGAUUUUUAUCACAAGGGAGGGGAGCCCGAGAGUCAGACUGAUAGACACCAUAGGAGCCGACUCUUUGAUACGCCGCCGGCGGACUCUCAGAAGUAAAUCACAGAUGCAUAUAGACACACAUACAUAACGGUACUCCCAAACUGACAAUUUUACCUAUUCUGAAAAAGACAUAAAACAGAAUUUGGCAGCACUUACCUCUACAGACACCUGCUAAUAAAUUAUUUUCUGUCAAAAGAAAAAACACAAGCGUGUGUGAGAGACAGUUUGGAAAAAUCAUGGUCAACAUUCCCAUUUUCACAGAUCACAAUGUAAAUCACUGUAAUUACAAAUUGGUGUUAAAUCCUUUGGGUUAUCCACUGCCUUAAAAUUAUACCUAUUUCAUGUUUAAAAAGAUAUCAAUCAGAAUUGGAGUUUUUAACAGUGGUCAUUAUCAAAGCUGUGUUAUUUUCCACAGAAUAUAGAAUAUAUAUUUUUUUCGUGUGUGUUUUUGUUAACUACCCUACAGAUAUUGAAUGCACCUUGAGAUAAUUUAGUGUUUUUAACUGAUACAUAAUUUAUCAAGCAGUACAUGAAAGUGUAAUAAUAAAACGUCUAUGUAUCUUUAGUUACAUUCAAAUUUGUAACUUUAUAAACAUGUUUUAUGCUUGAGGAAAUUUUUAGGGUGGUAGUAAAAAUGGAAACUUUUUGAAGUAGACUGGAUAUGGGCUACUUGUGACUAGACUUUUAAACUUUGCUCUUUCAAGCAGAAGCCUGGUUUCUGGGAAAAUACUGCACAGCGAUUUCUUUCCCAGGAUUUACACAACUUUAAAGGGAAGAUACAUGAACAUCAGAUUUCUAGUAUAGAACUAUGUUAUUGAAAGGAAAAGGAAAACUGGUGUUUGUUUCUUAGACUCAUGAAACAAAAAAUUAUGAAGGCAAUGAAAAAUAAAUUGAAAAUUAAAGUCAGAUGAGAAUAGGAAUAAUAUUUUGCCACUUCUGCAUUAUUUAGAAACAUGUGUUAUUGUACAUUUGUAAACCAUUUAUUGUCUGGGCAAUAGUGACUCCGUUUAAUAAAAGCUUCCUGUAGUGCAUUGGUAUGGAUUAAAUGCAUAAAAUAUUCUUAGAUUCGAUGCUGUAUAAAAUAUUAUGGGAAAAAAAAGAAAAUAUGUUAUUUUGCCUCUAAACUUUUAUUGAAGUUUUAUUUGGCAGGAAAGAAAAUUGAAUCUUGGUCAAUAUUUAAACCAAAGUAAAAGGGGAAAAACCAAAGUUACUUGUUUUGCAUGGCUAAGCCAUUCUGUUAUCUCUGUAAAUACUGUGAUUUCUUUUUUAUUUUCUCUUUAGAAUUUUGUUAAAGAAAUUCUAAAAUUUUUAAACACCUGCUCUCCACAAUAAAUCACAAACACUAAAAUAAAAUUACUUCCAUAUAAAUAUUAUUUUUUCUUUUGGUGUGAGAGAUCAAAGGUUUAAAGUCUAACUUCUAAGAUAUAUUUGCAGAAAGAAGCAACAUGACAAUAGAAAGAGGGUUAUGCCACAAUUAUUUCUUGGUUUCCACUUGCAACGGUUAAUUAAGUCCAAAAACAGCUGUCAGAACCUCGAGAGCAGAACAUGAGAAACUCAGAGCUCUGGACCGAAAGCAGAAAGUUUGCCGGGAAAAAAGAGACAACAUUAUUGCCAUCGAAUCAGUGCCUGGAUAAAGAAGAAAGCUUACUUGUUUAAUGGCAGCCACAUGCACGAAGAUGCUGAGAAGAAAAAGAAUUCCAAAUCCUCGACUUUUGAGGUUUCGGCUCUCCAAUUUAACUCUUUGGCAACAGGAAACAGGUUUUGCAGGUUCAAGGUUCACUCCCUAUAUGUGAUUAUAGGAAUUGUUUGUGGAAAUGGAUUAACAUACCCGUCUAUGCCUAAAAGAUAAUAAAACUGAAAUAUGUCUUCA
Symphalangus syndactylus (siamang) is the source of this 7418-nucleotide messenger RNA. It is a transcript of the gene ALCAM, whose product is annotated as activated leukocyte cell adhesion molecule. Gene Ontology annotation, cellular component: plasma membrane. The record is from RefSeq and is a predicted model, not a curated record. Gene Ontology annotation, biological process: cell adhesion. Lineage: Eukaryota; Metazoa; Chordata; Mammalia; Primates; Hylobatidae.